Messenger RNA from Etheostoma cragini (Arkansas darter), 1679 nucleotides. It is a transcript of the gene samd12, whose product is annotated as sterile alpha motif domain containing 12. The record is from RefSeq and is a predicted model, not a curated record. Bases 517 to 1089 code for a protein of 190 amino acids. The transcript has 5 exons. Gene Ontology annotation, cellular component: cytoplasmic side of plasma membrane. NCBI's taxonomy places the organism in Eukaryota, Metazoa, Chordata, Actinopteri, Perciformes, Percidae. Gene Ontology annotation, molecular function: protein binding. Gene Ontology annotation, biological process: cell surface receptor protein tyrosine kinase signaling pathway.
UUACACUGUACAGUUGAAACAAUGUAGUCUACCGCUGUGAUUCACUGUGAUGGUACAUAAUCUCACACCAUAAAGACCCGUGUUAACGCGCAGCCUCUUUCUGCAUUUAUAUUGCCGGUGUGUGUGCGCGAGGCUGGUCGUAAACUCUGCGAUUGGAGACGAUCACUGGUUAACAGGUCUGUGACUCAGGAGCGUCCGGUUCUUUUGCAUAAUCAUCUCCGUUGUGCACUCUGUCUUCUCUGGAGGACAAUGGAGCCAUGCAGUGCAUAGAAUAACACCAAGGACUAUUUUUUUGAGAAUCUGUUUUGUAGAUUAUAUUUACCGGGCUUUUCUGUGUUGUGCACUAAGCUUGUUCCACAAGACCAGCCCGGGUUCAGGCUGCUCAUCUGGCAGCAGGUGGUGCGACAUGUUGACCGGGGAAGUCACCCUCUUCUCUCCGUGAUUGUCAGUUAACAGUUAUAUAUGGUAUAAGGUGCUUGCUCCGGACAUUGGAAGUGGUAAAAGUGAUUGUCAGGGAUGCUCGGCCAAUCUCCUCACCUAAUCGGGGGCAUCUUGUGGAUCCAGAAUCCAAUGAGAGCUGUUCACUGCAACCUGAGCCAGAAUGGCGGCGACCACCAGAUGUGCCCGGAUGAUAUGACGUCACAGCUGGAGGAAGAGGAGGAGUCUGUGGAUGGGCCUUUGCUGCUGGACGAUGACAGCACGAGCUACCAGGACGUCAGCCCCCCCAUAUACCGGCGCCGCUCGCCACCACACCGCUCGGUCUCUGAGUCUGAGCUGUCACGGCCAGGUUACGUGAAGCUGUCCAAGCCAGUGGCCCUGUGGACCCAACAGGACGUGUGCAAAUGGCUGAAAAAACACUGUCCCAAUCAGCACCAGAUCUACAGCGACUCCUUCAAACAGCAUGACAUCACAGGGCGGGCUCUGAUGAGACUGACAGACAGAAAGCUGGAAAGAAUGGGUAUCAUGCAGGAAGCCCAGAGGCAGCACAUCCUGCAGCAGGUCCUGCAGCUUCGUGUCCGGGAGGAAGUCAGGACCCUUCAACUUCUCACACAAGCAGCCUCUCUGGAGUGCACUCCAUCUUCACCAUAGCCCGAUCUUAAAGGAAGACUACCCAGUCACAAAAGGACGUGGAUGCCCAUCGCCUUGCCAACCUCCACCCAACAUGUGGUCCCAAGACUUCUUUGUGGAACAAUCUCAGCUCUCUGUCUCACACUUUUGAUCUCCAUCCUCAUCCCUUCUGGGGGAAAAAAACGUAUGCCUUCUUCCCAGCCACUCCUGAGAAGCUCCCACGAGUUCUGACUUACUGUUUCCUCACAGUCCAAACAAUCUCUCACAGUGUCCUGGAAUCUGACCAGUAGUUUCCAUUACAGGCGUCCCAUCUCCAGUCAUUUCUGACCUUUGCAGCUAAACCUCCGCUAGACCUCUCACGCUAUAACUCCCACACUCCUCUCAGAAUCACUUCGCUCCCUCUCCCCCAAGCCAAGCCCUUCCAACAACUAAUCUACAAAAAUUGAACACUUGCAUUGGCUGGGAUUCCUAAGAGCAUUCAAACACGAAGCAUUGUUUCCUUGUGAUUGGAUGAUGGUUUCAUCUGUUUUUGCUGAUUUGCUUCUAGGGAAAUCUACACUACCCUUUCAGUAAAUAAUUGAGGCCUACAAUCCACUUCUUCAUUCCAACUC